UGUAUGUAUACUUUCGAUUUCAAGGAAAAUGUUUCGAUCUGUUAAUAACCUAUUCAAAAGCCGGCUCAUUUGUGCUGAUUCAAUGGUUUUUAAUAGAUUAAAUCGUUUCUCCGUAAAAUCUACACAAUUGAAUAUAAAUCAGCCGUUAAAAUUAACCAAGGCAAUGGAUAAAUCUAAUUUCUUACUUCCCAACAAUCAAAGAUUUGUUGAAUUAGACAGCUCACAAGCUUUCGAGAAUUUAACAAAACAGGAAAAACUUUACGCACAUUAUUUAAGUCAGGCUGCAUGGAAUGGAGGCCUUAUUGUACUAAUGCAAACUAGCCCUGAAUCUCCAAAGAUCUUUUCUUUGUUGCAUAGAAUAUUUUUGGAAGAACCGAUAGAAGAAUUGAAAGACUCAUGUAGCAAAGCUGGAGUAUCUGAAGAUGACUUUCAGGCAUUUUUAGUCUAUGCAGGUGGAGUAUUUGCCAACAGUGGUAACUACAAGGGAUUUGGCGACACUAAAUUCAUUCCUAAUCUGCCUGAUUCCACAUUUGAAUUGAUUGUGAAAUCAUCUAAAGCCUAUGAAAAUGAUACAACCCACAUCACAAAACUUUGGCAAAACACUCACCAUGCAAUUUACAGUAUUGCUCCAAGGUUAACAAGUUUGGGUCUAGCUGAUAAGGGAGUGACAACAUAUUUUUCAAGCAACUGCACUGAGGAGGAUUCCAAUUUAGUAAAUGAUUGGAUGAAAACAAAACGCAUCGAAGCUUACAUCUGCCGGACAUUUAAAACUACAGCUAAUGAUGGAUUGCCAUUAUACACAAUACACUUGGCGAGUGUUGAGAAAUCAUCCAAAGCUCCUAUCACUAUGGAUAAAGAAAAGUACAAAGGAGCCUAUUUCCAAGUCACUCGGGGGGACUAUUCUCCACUCCUCAAACUGGUGUCAGACAAUCUCACCAAGGCCAUAGAAUAUGCAGCUAACGACAAUGAAAAGAAUAUGCUCAAACAUUAUGUGAACAGUUUCAACGAGGGUGACUUGAAUGAACAUAAAGAGGGAAGCAGAUAUUGGAUCAAGGAUAAAGGACCAAUUAUUGAAACAUAUCAAGGAUUCAUCGAAACAUAUCGCGAUCCUAGCGGCCAGCGUGGAGAAUUCGAAGGUUUCGUGGCCAUGGUUAACAAAGAAAUGUCCAAAAAGUUUGGAACCCUGGUCGAUGGAGCAGAGAGGUUCAUCAAGUUGUUGCCCUGGGGUGAAGAUCUGGAGAAAGAUACCUUCCUCAAACCCGAUUUCACCAGCUUAGAUGUUCUAACCUUCUCCGGAAGUGGCAUUCCAGCUGGCAUUAACAUUCCCAAUUAUGAUGAAAUCCGCCAGAACGAGGGUUUCAAAAACGUAUCUCUCGGUAACGUGAUCCCAGCCGCGUACAAGGAGUCAGUCAUACCAUUCCUUUCUGAUGGCGAUAAACAGCUUUUGGAAAAAUACCGGGUUGCUGCUUUUGAGGUGCAAGUGGGUCUUCAUGAACUCCUCGGUCACGGCAGCGGGAAGUUAUUGCGGCAAAACGCUGACGGCACAUUCAACUUCGACAAGGAAAAAGUGAAAAAUCCUCUAACAGGCAAGCCAAUCGAAUCUUGGUACACGGAAGGCGAAACAUAUGACAGCAAGUUCACAACGCUCGGCUCCGCUUUCGAAGAGUGUCGCGCUGAAGCCGUCGGACUGUACCUAUCCUUGGAUACGGAGAUAUUAAAAAUAUUCGGUUACGAAGGGCAAGAGGCGCAAGAUGUGAUGUACGUGAACUGGCUCAGCCUGCUGUGGAACGGCGCGGCCAAAGCCACGGAAAUGUACCAACCGUCUACUUCUACCUGGCUUCAGGCUCACGCCAGGGCUCGCUUCGUUUUGAUGCGACUCCUCGAACUGGAAGGCGACGGUAUGCUCACAAUCACUGAGACGGAACCUGGCAAGGAUCUACUGAUGACCCUUGAUAGAACUCGUCUUCCCACCGAUGGAAAGAGAAUUAUUGGCGAGUUUCUAGUAAAACUCCAAACCAUAAAAGCAACGGGUGACUCGGCGGCGGGCGAGAAGCUGUUCGGCGAGUACAGCCGGCUGGCGGGCUGCUGGGGCAAGUGGCGGGAUAUAGUGCUGAUGCAUAAGCAGCCACGGAAUAUCUUCGUGCAGCCGAAUACUGAGGCUAAAGGUGAUGAAGUUGAGCUAAAACGUUACCCAGCCACCGCAGAGGGUAUGAUAGCGUCGUGGGUACAACGCUUCCCCACAACCAAGCCAGACGACAUUCUAGAAAAACUCGCUGAAGACGACAGCAAAUACUUCGAGGAACUGGAAAAACUUGCGGCGUAAUUGUCUACAUAAUCAAUAACUAAUAGAUGUUAAGAAACUGCCGUAUAUGAAUUUGAUAUUAAUUUACCAAUUGUAUUAAUUUUAUUUUCGAAUUAAAUGUCUCAAAACAAUAUUUUUACUGUCUCUGGUAUUCUAUUGUGAAAAAGCAGCAAGAAGUUCUUAAAACUUGAAAUGUCUAUGUAUGUGUAUUUUAUACCGUGAUCGAAUAUAUGCCGGUACAUUAUUCAUUUUACAAUCUGAAUGUAUAUUGCUACAUAUUAUGUAUUUGUGGCCAAUAAAAUAUUUAGAAAGUCA
Molecule: messenger RNA, 2617 nt
Organism: Colias croceus (clouded yellow)
Lineage: Eukaryota; Metazoa; Arthropoda; Insecta; Lepidoptera; Pieridae
Gene: DppIII
Product: dipeptidyl peptidase 3
Exons: 14
Coding region: 29-2323 (764 amino acids)
Biological process (GO): proteolysis
Cellular component (GO): cytoplasm
Molecular function (GO): metalloexopeptidase activity; dipeptidyl-peptidase activity
Source: RefSeq, a predicted model, not a curated record